ACAAGCGGUGACGUGGGGCUGGAGUGUAAAUGUUUCUGGCGGAGAAGCAAAGCAAGUGGAGUCCCUCCUCUCGGGCGUUUGUGUCUAACAGAGUGAUCCCGGAGAGCGGGCAGAUCCCAGCGGCGAUGGAAGCGGAUGCAUCCGAUCAGAUCAAAUCUCGGCGAGUCGAUGAAAAAGAUCAGACCAGUGGCAGCCUUGGAUGUUGCGGUUGGGUCUUGGUAAUAUUGUCUUAUUUCUUCAUGAUCAUCAGUUUCCCCCUGUCCAUCUGGUUGUGCAUAAAGAUUGUUAAGGAGUAUGAGCGAGCUAUAAUAUUUAGACUUGGGCGCAUUCUGGCAGGAGGAGCUAAAGGACCAGGGCUAUUUUUUGUCUUGCCCUGUACUGACUCCUUUGUUAAAGUAGACAUGAGAACCAUUUCCUUUGACAUUCCACCUCAAGAGAUUCUCACCAAGGACUCUGUGACGAUCAGCGUUGAUGGAGUUGUUUAUUACCGUGUUCAGAAUGCAAUCCUUGCUGUUGCGAACAUCACGAAUGCAGACUCUGCUACCCGACUGUUGGCGCAGACCACGUUAAGAAAUGUGCUUGGAACAAAGAAUCUGUCUCAGAUUCUGUCAGACCGUGAGGAAAUCGCACACAACAUGCAGACAACACUUGAUGUUGCAACGGAUGAAUGGGGCAUUAAGGUUGAGCGUGUGGAGAUCAAAGAUGUGAAGCUACCUGUCCAACUGCAGAGAGCAAUGGCAGCUGAGGCUGAAGCAUCGAGGGAGGCUAGAGCCAAGGUAAUUGCAGCCGAAGGGGAGAUGAACGCGUCCAGAGCGUUGAAAGAAGCUUCUAUUGUGAUCUCAGAAUCUCCAGCAGCCCUGCAGCUUCGCUACCUGCAGACCCUCACCACUAUCGCUGCAGAGAAAAACUCCACCAUUGUAUUCCCUCUGCCAAUGGACCUGGUGCAAAACAUAAUGGGGGCAAAGAAGUGAUGUCACUGAACACCAGUCUCGACCACAGUUUCUACGUAUGUUUUCCAAUGACAGACAAUUUUGGUUAGAAUUACUUUUUUUUUUCCACAUCGUAAUAAUAGCAAGCAAGGUUUACGUUGGUGAUGGGUUAACAGCUAGACCCAUAAAAGAGGCUCCAUCGACUAAUACUUCACUAUAUGUCAAUGCUUCCACUUCUGAACAAUUUGAUUGUAUUUGUUAUAGCAGUGAGUCACAGCGGAAUGUACACCAUGAUGGGCAAAUUCAUGGCAUGCAUGCACUAGUCUCGGAACAAACUGUUUUGUACAGUUCUGUUGUCGUAGCAUCGGCCUGAAUGUUUUUUAGCCAAACAUAAUGGCUUGCUAGAGUUUCAUUGGUGAAGCCAUAAUGUUUUCUGUCCGUUUACUGGCUUCAUUUAGCGCAGUGACAUAGAGAAGCCUUUGUCAAACCCUCAUCUCAAUACUGCUACAAGCCUAGCAAAACCCACUCCAGUUAAAUCAAACCAAUACCUUUUAACUCUGCAGUUUAGAAUCCUCAUGAGGACUUCUGCUUUGACUAAGGAUCUAAUUAUGUCAUGCCAUUCAACUUGUUAGACUCCAGUGUAUCUCAUCCCACCUGUACUCCUGUUUAUUUUAAACAAACCUUUAAUUUUGCAACAUAUGUAAUUAGAAGACUUGUAUCACAUAUCAUUUUGUAUAAAUCCAUUUUAAUUUCUGUGAUUUCUACAGAGCCUACUUGUUUUGAACUUUGAGAUGUUAAAAUCUUGUGCCCAUUUAUUGUGCCUGUACCAAUAUGUCAAAAGUCUGGAUCGAAACUAGUUAAAUUUACACCAUCGGGCACACCCAAGAUCCUAAAAGUGAUCUACAACCUAAAUUUACAACCCUGCUGCAAUCUGAAGGGUCGGUAUGUUUGGUGCAUUCAAUGUUAAAUAUUUCUAGUCUUUCUCUGUAUCUCACAUCAAACCUACCCACGAUGCUAAUGUGUAAUAGUUUGUCUAUUUAACCUUUCUGACAAAACUCAUUGCUGGUGGAUGACUACUUGCUCAGUAUCAAAUACAGUUGUGUGCCCCUCUGUUGACACUUUAGACUGGGCAAUUACCACCUCAGGCCUAAUGAGACACCAUCCAUGUGUAAAAAUUGGUUUCAUUCCACAUUACAACCAGCCCUCUCCACCAAUCUAAGUUUGUAGAAUUUUCUUCUUUUUAAACUAUGACUACACAUUUCUGACUCUUCCUUCAAGGAAAGUAACUUUUUUAAGUGUCCCCAGCCAUCUACACAAGGUACAGCACUUAAACUGAAUAGGAUGAAUAAAUCACAUGUUUAGAUCAUUGCCCAUUAUAUCUAUUUCUUAUUGGAUUGCUUUUAAUGAGAUAGUAAACAUCGCAGACGUUAAAAAUUCCUAUCAGAUCUUUUGUAUCAAAGUCUCAAUUUUGUUGCCAAAUUCAUUGCAUUGUGAAUCAAUUGUCAGGUUAUCUUUGUGAAGAAAUCUGAAAGAAAUAUCACUCCAAGGGGUGCAUGAUGUCACCGUUCUGCCUGAGAGUUUUGUAGCGGGAAUGCUGCCGGUCUUAAUAUAUUGCCCAAGUGUGUCACUGAUAUCUAACUGUGGGGCAGAAUAAUUCCUGUCCUGAGUCGAUGGGGAGUGAAUGAAUCCUGGGCAGACUGUAGCAACAUAAACACUGCAGAGUUCAAACCAGACUCUCUUUUAGAGGCCUUUGCCAUUAAUACCAUAAUUGUGACUGUUGUCUCUGUGCCCUGGGAAACGUGUUGUCUCGUAGUGCUCAGCAAAUACCAGACCAAACACCCAGGCUCAAUUUUGAGGGGGCGGUGGGUGUCGUUGGUACAAUAGAGCUAUUUUGGUUCUUGGUCGUGCUUGGAAGGUUUAAAAGCUUGGACAGUGACCUGACUGAAAAGGGAAAAUUGCUUCUUUUCAGAAACUCACUUAAUGGUUUCAUUCGAGAAGUGAAAUCUGUUUGAACUAUUUGUUAAUUAUAGUUUGUAAUGUUGCUGUAGAAACUUUGUGGUUUUAAUAAUUUGCUGUUCACUGACAGUAAACGGAGUUUCACUGUGAGACUUGUUACAUCAUUACACCAAAAAAACAUCAUUAUUAAAAGCCUACUGCUUAAGUACCUGUAGUCCAAAUGAAUGUGCUUGUCACUAGAGCCAUUGCAAAAUUAUUGCCGUCCCAAAUACCGAGUGGAGAAACAUGGACAUAAGCAAUAAGUGUAGAAAAGUAAGUUCAUCAGUUCGGUAUGUAACAGUGAUGUUUUAGUGUACGCAUUUCAUCUGAGAAAUUGUCAAAUCACAUCAAAUCCAUUUUUUGUGCUAAUGGUCUAAAAUAGAUUCGAUCUGCAUUUGAUUAACUCUCUUCUGCUGAAGCUCGUUCAGCCAUGGUAUGUGAUCAUAUAUAUGUCAAUGGGCAGUAAAUGUAUUGGCAAUGGGGGAAAUAAACAUUGGUACUCGAUGAGACACUAUAUGUAAUGCACUGUCGCUUUGAACUUGAGUGCUGGCUAUGAGUGCAACCUAGACCAAAGUAAUCAAAGUAACUAGCUGCAUGUAACAUGAUUUGGAUCAUUUUGCUCUAAAUGGCAGUCUCUGCUUCACUGUCUCCAAUGACCACUUAUCUUCCAUGUGGACUAAGUUAUACUCGUAUCAUGGGAAAUGCUGCUUUUGAGAUGAAAAUUGGGCCAUGUCAUUGGAGCAGAGUGAAGGGAGCUUUGAACUGUAUCUGGCCGUACUGUACAUCUGUGAGCACAUAACAUUGGCAGAGAGAGUUGGCUUAUCUUUCACCGUGGAGAGUACAAAAACAAAACUUGGCCAGACCAAAUUUCUGGAAAUUGCUUUUACAUGGUUGCCUUGUUACUGUUUGUGAUUCACUUAUUGUUGAGUCAGAAGCAGCCCACCACUGCAGAUGAAGUCUUUCUUCAGUCACUUAAAAUUGCCAAUUAAUUUUACGUCUUUUAAAUCUAAAACCUACAGCCAGUUGGAAAUUGGGCCUGAGUCUGAAUUGGACACGAGAACAAGACAUAGUUCACUUUUCAAGAAACCAAGACAGCCAGAUCAGCUUAGACUUGCCCCAGGUUGACCAAGGCAGGGUUUUGGAGGCCUUACAACUCAUUGCUGUAUACUGUAUAAUUUUCCUGCUGAAGUUUGGGAAUGUAACAACUUAGAAUGUAUGCAAUAUGUAACAACCAAGGCAAUUGCUUAUCUUCCAGAAAUUAAUCUGCUUUUCUUUGAUCAUUUAUGUUUUUGAAAGCAUGUUCAAUAACUGGUGUAGUGUGCUUUUAUAUUUAAGCUUGCAGUGCAUUUAAUAAAUGUUAUUAAAUCAA
This is a messenger RNA of Rhincodon typus (whale shark), 4293 nucleotides long. RefSeq names its product stomatin (gene stom). Gene Ontology annotation, cellular component: plasma membrane. Lineage: Eukaryota; Metazoa; Chordata; Chondrichthyes; Orectolobiformes; Rhincodontidae. The transcript has 7 exons. The record is from RefSeq and is a predicted model, not a curated record. Bases 30 to 971 code for a protein of 313 amino acids.